CCCUGCUCUCACACCAUUCACUCUCCUCUCUCUUCCCCCCAGCUCAUUUGUCCUGCUUCCAAAACCCCUCCUUUUUGUACAGACACCCCACUCGCUCGCUGGCUCUCUCUCUCAGGAGUCUUCGCCAUGGCUUCCGAAUCUCUUCUCCUCCUUGGCUGUCUCGCCCUCCUCCUUCCCUUGGCCUCUCCGGGCUCCAUUCAUGAUCUCCUCCGUGCCCAUGGUCUUCCCCCGGGGCUCCUCCCCCGCGCGGUGGAGUCCUUCUCGCUCGACCCCCGUUCCGGCCUCCUCGAGGUCCAUCUCGACUACCCCUGCUAUGCCCGGUUCGACAGCCUCGUCUUCUUCGACCGCGUGGUGCGUGGAAACCUCAGCUACGGUGAUCUCCAUGGCGUCGUCGGCGUCUCGCAGGAGGAGCUAUUCCUCUGGCUCCCCAUCCGUGAGAUCCUCGUUACCGACCCCUCCUCGGGUGUCAUCUUAUUUGACAUCGGCGUCGCCCACAAGCAGCUCUCCAUUUCCCUCUUCGAGUACCCGCCGGAGUGCCAGCCGGGGAGGGAAGGGAAGAUCGUUCCCGGCAUCCGAGAAGGAUUUCGUGGCAGAGAAGAGAAAGCACUCGAGGAGCAACGAUGAGCGAGAAAUAAAAAGAUGCUUCACAUUUUAUCUCCCUGUCGCUCUUCCCCUGUUCUCUCUAACUUAAUAUGUGGUUCUUGUCUUCUACUCCUAAUAUGGAAGCAUUGGUGAGAUUGUAUCAGUGCAGCUGCUUUAGUUUAGUUCCCCCCUCUUGUUUCCUCUGUUCACAGAUCCAUGUGUCAUUACCAGCAUAUGUGAUAUUGGAGCGAUCUCCUCCUCAUCUUUACAAAACUUUGAGAGUGGGGUGUAAUAAUGAGAUGUUUAGCAACUAGACUUGAACAAAUGGUGCUUGAGAUGAGUAAUGGUAUGGCUAGAACCAGGUCUAUCAUACAUUAUGGAGGUACAUUGUUCCUCUUCCCUUCAAUGAGACCUUGGUUACAUGUUUCUUUUAGUGUAAGUUUAGAGGAUUGUAGCAACUCAACUGCAUGGAAUCGAAAGAAUUUCUUGCUAAAGGAUUUACUGUUUAUGCUAAUGAUGUUUGUUCUAUA
Phoenix dactylifera (date palm) is the source of this 1112-nucleotide messenger RNA. RefSeq lists its product as uncharacterized. The record is from RefSeq and is a predicted model, not a curated record. NCBI's taxonomy places the organism in Eukaryota, Viridiplantae, Streptophyta, Magnoliopsida, Arecales, Arecaceae.